Messenger RNA from Trichoplax adhaerens, 306 nucleotides. RefSeq lists its product as hypothetical. The coding region runs from base 109 to 306 and encodes 65 amino acids. The record is from RefSeq and is a predicted model, not a curated record. The transcript has 3 exons. NCBI's taxonomy places the organism in Eukaryota, Metazoa, Placozoa, Uniplacotomia, Trichoplacea, Trichoplacidae.
AUACUUUUUUUUUUCCGAUCCUUCACUGUUGCUGUUCACGUCGUCGGCGUUCCGUUAAAAUUUCUACCGAUCAAUUUCCAUUCCUUUGCGUUACAAUUUCUAACUUCAAUGGAUCCUCCUUGUAAUUGUGCUGAAACUGGUGACUGCCAAUGUCCUUCUAACUGUGCCUGCACCAAUUGUAAAUGCGCACCUAACUGCAGACUCUGUGGUGGGAAAACAUGCAAAUGCGCUGAAAAUAUCAGUAGCUGCGUCUGCACAACUUGCAUAUGUACUGAUUGCAAGUGUCCUAAAGGAUGCAAGAACUAA